Messenger RNA from Pseudovirgaria hyperparasitica, 906 nucleotides. RefSeq lists its product as uncharacterized. Gene Ontology annotation, biological process: vesicle-mediated transport. The coding region runs from base 42 to 836 and encodes 264 amino acids. NCBI's taxonomy places the organism in Eukaryota, Fungi, Ascomycota, Dothideomycetes, Acrospermales, Acrospermaceae. The transcript has 2 exons. Gene Ontology annotation, molecular function: protein-macromolecule adaptor activity. The record is from RefSeq and is a predicted model, not a curated record.
GCUAACCAUUCGCUCCACUUACAAGUCAAUUCACGCCCACUAUGGAGAUUAAAAACCCACGCCGAAUGCUCGUUGUUGGUGCCUCAAAUGCCGGCGUCCUAGACCUUAUCAAAGACCUGACCGGCAGCGCGCCAUCGCCCAUUGACUCGUCCACCGCCGGCCUCUCCCACACCCUUUCACUCAAAACACCCUACUAUACUGCCGCCAUCCCGAUCUGGAUUGACGAACUUGCUUCACUCCCUGCAUGGACGGCCGAAUUUCUCGCCCCUGAAGCAUGUGCCGUCGUGUCCGCGCUCGGCGCAUGGAUAUUUUGCUUCCGGCGCCCGCUACCUGGCGCCAAUGUUGGCUCCCCUGAGCACAUUGAUACAGUGAAGGAUAGCAUGCGUGCUGUGCAGGCCGUUAUCAAAGAGGCGUGUGGAGACGAGUGGGAUGGAGUGUGUCUUGCGGUUGCGAUGCCGCAGACCACGGUGCCGUAUGUGGAAAUGGAGACUGAUGAGUGGGAGUAUACAUGUCGUGAGUUCGGAUUCGAGUACGUAGAUAGUGAAGCCAAGGAGAAGAAUGAGUUUGGGGAGAAGACGGGUGUGGAAAGAGUGAAGGAGGCGUUAGAGGCGAACGAGUGGGACGGAGAUGAUUUGCUAGACAGCGAUUUUGAACAAGAGGGAGACGGAGAGGAAGGAUUGGAUGGUGAAGAGGCCGAAAUGGGUGUAGAGCUGUUUGGGAUGAAGGGUGCGUUGCGUGGUAAUGAGGGAGAGAGUGAAGAAGCGAAGCAGGUUGAGGACCUAGAGAGGAUGAUGGGAAAACUCCAGACUGUAAAGGGUACGCUCUUGAUAUACUAAUGACAUAACACAGCUGACAAGAGCUUAGACAUUAGUGCGGGCUUGCCAGAAGAGCAGCGGAAACAACUAG